This is a messenger RNA of Sabethes cyaneus, 2303 nucleotides long. Its product is annotated as protein I'm not dead yet-like. Gene Ontology annotation, molecular function: citrate transmembrane transporter activity; succinate transmembrane transporter activity. Bases 472 to 2220 code for a protein of 582 amino acids. Gene Ontology annotation, biological process: citrate transport; monoatomic anion transmembrane transport. Gene Ontology annotation, cellular component: membrane. NCBI's taxonomy places the organism in Eukaryota, Metazoa, Arthropoda, Insecta, Diptera, Culicidae. The transcript has 10 exons. The record is from RefSeq and is a predicted model, not a curated record.
GUGUCUAAGCGAGAAAGUGCAACCGCAAAUCUGAUCCAUUAGAAUGUAGCAAUCCGUCAAUCAUAGCGAAAAGAAACAGCUGCGCGCACUCCUUGCCUACCGGAACUCUUACAAUCCACUUGGUGUGCAUUAUGAAGCUUUCUCCCCGACACUCGACAACGACGGCAAUGGGGACGGAAAUUGAGCCGAAUGAGUGUGGCGAAUAGUGUUUCUGUUAUAGCAAGCAGCUAUUGUACGUACCUACGUGAAUGCAUCACCUGCCGUAACGAUCUGGAGGCUCCACUGAAUUAGUUUAGAUCAAGUGCGGGAACAACCACAACGCGAAUCGCAAGACCUUCAAGUGUUGCUCGCGGUUCUGCCAGGGCGAAAGGGGCAGCAAAUUGGCAUUCGUCGCGCGCAUUUUACAGAAAGCCGUUGAUCGGUGCAGACACGGAAAGUAAACGACCGCGCGGUUGAGUUUUCGUUAGAGCGAUGACAGUCGAAAGUGCUAACGGCGUUAAAAAACAGGAUGAGAUAGAUACGAUAGGCACCAGUGAGUUAGGAUGUGGUCGACGAUUACUUCAAUUUACUCAAGUGUACUGGAAGUCAUUGUUUGUGUUGACGGUCCCAGUGGUAGCUGCCCUGCUGUUUCUAGUUGAGAAUACACCAGCCUUCAGAUGCUUGUAUGUAGUUAUCGUAAUGUCCAGUCUGUGGGUAACGGAAGCCCUCCCGUUGCCCAUCACGUCGAUGCUUCCGAUCGUGCUAUUUCCGCUGAUGGGCAUUCUAAGCACCAGUGAAACAUGUGUUGUCUACAUGAAGGAACCGAUUAUAAUGUUUGUCGGAGGAGUCGUUUUGGCACUGGCGAUAGAGUAUUGCAAUUUGCACAAACGAGUCGCAUUGAAAGUGAUCGCCAUGAUAGGUUGCAGCCAGCGACGGUUGCACUUGGGUUUGAUCGUCGUCACCAUGCUGCUGUCCAUGUGGAUCUCCAAUACGGCCGCAGUGGCUAUGAUGUGUCCCAUUGUGCAGGCAGUCCUACAGGAGCUAGAAUCGCAAGGACUCUGCCAGAUGUUUGAAACGGUGGACGUGAUAGAAGCCCCGGAAGGCAGUGAUAGGCCAAAGGAUGAAGUGAAGAAGCCAUCCAGAACAACCCUCUGUUAUUUCCUGGGAACAGCAUAUGCGUCCAGUAUUGGCGGCUGCGGAACGAUCGUCGGUUCCGGAACAAAUCUCACCUUCAAAGGAUUGUACGAAAGCCGCUUCCGCAAUGCACCGUCGAUCGACUUUCCAAGCUUUAUGUUCUUCAACGUACCGUUGAUGCUGCUGAACAUUAUCCUGGUGUGGACUUUCCUACAGUGGUAUUUCAUGGGACUGUUCAGACCAAACAGUGAACAUGCCAAACAAUCGCAAAUCGGCCGGGAAGGUGAAGCAAUCGCUCGGCGUGUCAUUGAAUCGCGUUACAAGGAUAUGGGUCCCAUGACUCCGCACGAAAUCAGUGUAGCCAUUCUUUUCGUACUCUCGGUUGUGUUGUUCUUCACUCGAAAUCCUGGAUUCGUCAGCGGUUGGGUUGAUCUGUUUCCUGGCGUCGCAAUCAAGGAUGCCACUCCUGCAAUAUUCAUUGUGAUUGCUCUGUUCAUAGUUCCAGCGGAUUGGCGAUGGUUAAAUUACUUCAAAAGAAAAGCAGUCUCACUACCGAAGGAACCAUCAUCUGCGUUGAUUACCUGGAAAUUUGUCAACCAAAAAGUCCACUGGAGUUUGAUCUUCCUACUCGGCGGUGGAUUUGCACUGGCUGAAGCUGGCCACGUAUCCGGUAUGUCGGCGUUGCUUGGCCAGUCGCUUUCCGGACUGCAAAGCCUCCCACCGAUGGCGCUUCUAUUUGUAGUUUGCUUGACAGCUCAAGUAUUGACUGAAUUCACCUCCAACGUUGCUAUCUGCAACAUUAUCGUUCCAGUACUAGCUGAAAUGGCCAUUGUGAUAAAAACUCAUCCACUGUACCUCAUGCUUCCCGCUGCAAUGUCUUGCAGUUACGCCUUCCACAUGCCCGUGGGAACGCCUCCGAAUGCGAUCGUGGCCGGAGCGGGACGAAUUGCAACCAAAGAUAUGGCUCUGGCUGGCAUUGGACCAUCGCUGAUUACUCUGCUGGUGAUGUGGCUCGGCUUUCCAACGUGGGGCGCUGUCGUCUAUCCGGAGAUUAACACUUUUCCGGAGUGGGCUAUGGAAGGUCUGACGAAUACUACUAUACACUAAUUUUUAAGUGUUUUUUACAGUUUAUUGUUUAAACGUAUUCUAAAUAUAGAAUAAUAUAGAGUUAUUUAUUUUACGAAUGAUCU